This is a messenger RNA of Blepharisma stoltei, 1776 nucleotides long. Lineage: Eukaryota; Ciliophora; Heterotrichea; Heterotrichida; Blepharismidae. The record is from the annotation of a GenBank genome assembly.
AUGUCAAUUAAACUUUCCCCAAAUGACUCUCGUAGAAAGUUGCUUUCUCUUAACCAACUCCUCGCGCCACAAGCAAUAAACUCCCAAGAAAAUCUUAUGAAGACAUCACUUAUCCAGCCUUUUAAGCAAAAAGUUACAAAAAACCCAAGAUAUUUCCACACCUCAAAUCAAAAAGGUGCAACCAUAGACAAGGAAAAAGCCUCAGAAGAAAACGCCAAAAUGAAACAGACUCAGAAUGGCAUUUUCGAGGAUAAUGUACGCAUCCAUAGCAAAUUGUCAGAUAAUGACAAAUCUGCGACUCUAUUCUUUAAAACUGAUGUUCAUUAUACUCCUGCAAUUACUUUUAUUUCUAAAGAGCCUUUAAAAAUUAUGCCACCAAGAAAACUUGAGCCUUUAAGCCACCAAGAUGCAGCUCGGCGUAACUCUUUAACAGACCAAGAAAUAGGCAGAAUUCGUGAUACACAAGAAAGCGAAAGUCCUGACAAGUCUCACAAGGAUUUCGAGGAACUAGUCAGCAAAUCUAAAAGACAAGAAGCCAAAAUAAAAGAAUUGGAAGACCAAUUAGUGAUUGAGAAAAACGAAAAACAAACCUUGGAGCAGAAUUUUGCAGAUAUGAAGAGCCAUAUUUCGAAAUUAAGUGACGAGUUGGAUAGAGAAAAAGACAAAAAUAAAGAAUUGCAAAAAGAACUUAAUAAAGUUAGAGAAAACAUCAAAAACUUUGAAAAUUACAAAGAUCUUAAGGUAACUAGCAGCUUGGCAAUUUCUAAUCAUAUGGAUUUAUUUAAAAGAAAAACAACUAAAAUCGUGGGAUUUGAAAAAGUUAACGAAGAUCCUAUGAGUAAAAUAAUGAAAAAAGACAUGAAAAAGUAUGGGAUAGUCACAGCAUUUAUCCGGAAAUUAAUGAUUUUUUUAAAAAGUCAUAGGAGAAAUGCAUCUGAAUUUAUAUCAAGCUUAGACUCAGAGUCAAAAAAUUUGUUAACAUAUGAAGAAUUUCAAUCGGCUGUACAAAAGUCUGGAUUUAGAUCAGCCUUAAACGAACUUCAAGCUGUUUUUAAUUUAUUAAAAGUUGGCGAGAAAAUAUCAAUAAAGUCUUUGCAUUCCCAGUUGCAAUCUGCAAUCGAUAAAGAAUCAGAGUACAGCUCUGAUAUAUCGUCCCCUCCUUCUCUAAUGGCCUCCAGUCAGCAUUCUUUUGCUAGCAUGCCAAUUAUUAUCCCAGACUCCAAAUUACAAGAAUUUUUAGAAAAAUUUCCCUCAAUUUUCAAUAUUGACCCAGAAAGCCUCAAAGAAAUUUGCAAAAAAAUAUUUCCUGAAGAGGUCAGAUUUGAGCAUAUAAUUAAGCUCUUUUUAUCAGAAGAAAUACACAUAGAAGACAUCGAGCUUAGAAAAAAAUUAGCCUCUUAUUUAAUAGGAGGAAAAGAAAUUGCUUUAAAAAAAGAAAUCAUUAGUAAUAUCAUUGAAAAACUUUUCGGAGAAAAAGAAGGCACUUUGGAGUUCCAGGGAGAGCUUACAGAGCCAAUUAUAGCACAAAUUGAAUAUAAAAGAGAAGAAUUUUUAGAAAAUUGCAGAGGAAAAGACAGCCAAAAAAGUGGGGUUUUAAGCUAUGACGAGAUCAUGAACAUUUUAGGAGAUUUAAAUGUGAAAAUUACUGAAAAUAAUAUUGAGCAGUUUAAAGCUGAAUUAUCAGCGAAUUUUGGGACAAUUGAUAGGAUUGUGUAUGAGAAUUUGCUGAAAGUGGAGCAAAAUUCGUAUAAUAGAGGCUUGACGUUUGCAAAGUAA